AGUCAGUAACGCCCGCGAGCUGAGGUGGGUGGGUGCCCGGGCCGGGCUUUUUGGCUUGGGCUACGUACCUACCUAGUACUGCUGGCCGUCUGUCGCUCGCCCAUUGAGAUUGGAUUGCAGGUUGGGUUCGAAGUUCGUGCGUGCCAGGGUUGGCAGGCAGGCAGGAAGAUCCUUUUGCACCUCCCGUCCUGCCCUCCUGUCUGUCACCUCACUCGACCCAAGCUUCUCUCGCCCUCCCACUCUUCCUCCCCUCCCCUUCGCCCUUUCGCGGCAUCGAGCCCGACCCCUUCGCCUCGUCUCCAUGGCGCUGCUGCUGCCCUGAGACGUGUCCACCUCUUCGGCGGCCAAGCUGGAUUCCACGAGCCAACGCACGCUUCCCUGGCUGGAAUCAUGUUCUCCUCGCUGCUGCGCCGCCCGAGCCACGGCCCCCGUCGCGUCGACCUGCGCGAGUCGAGCCUGUCACCCUCGUCCCGUCCCGGUGCCCGUCGACGCUACGUCGGACGCACGCAUGCCACGGCCGACUUCACCGAGGCCGACGACGACGACGACGAAGACUCGAAUGAGGAACGUGGCCUUCGCUUCGACCACGGCGCCGACGAUGAUGCGCAGGACGAGGACGGCGACGGUGAUGGCGACGGCGCCGACGCAGACGAGGACGGCAGGACGGGCAAGGCGUUGCCCGUCUUGCCACUCUUCUCUGCCACGCAUCUUGACUCGCUGCCCAUCUACAACAUCACGCACGCUAUCCGCAUCAUAGUCUCGGCGCGCACCGAGACGACGCUCACCUGGGAGCAGCUGCGCUCGCCCCAGGUCUCGCAGUUCCUCGUCAAGCCCAUGCAGCAGCAGAUACGCACCCAGCACUUCUCCCGCGCGACCCUGUACGCCCUCAUGGCCAACUGCCUCCAGUUCACAAAGGAGGGCCAGCGCUACGCCGCCAACGCCGGCAUCAGCAAUACCCGCUCCAAGGUCUGCGAGCUGCUCGCGCUCAAACUGCUCAAGGAAUACACCACGAGGGAGCUCAUCGAUGCCCUGGCCUACGACUUUUAUCCCCUGCAGGGGCUCCCGGGAGCGCAGUCCCCCAUCCCCGUCGGCGGCCGCCCCAACUCCAAGUCCAAGCAGGCCAUGACGGUGUCGAGGACCUCCACGCUCGAGGUUGCCAUUCGCGCCUCCGCCAAGCACUUCCUCGCACAUCCCGUCGUCAUCCAGCAGCUCGAGGCCGUGUGGAAUGGUGCCAUCACCUUUUACUCGGCAGCGGAUAGCCUGCACCGCGAGGCCCCGCCCGGUUCCAUCCAAGGCAUCAACGGCGAUGCUCGCCAGUCCAACGAUCGGACCCCGCUGCUUGGAUCCCUUCCACCUAAGCCGGGACGUUUCCACGUGCCCCCCGGAAGAAGGACCGUGAUGCUGUACGACCCCCGCCAGGCCUCCAUGCUCAAGCUGUCGCGCCUGCGUGUCCCCCGGUAUAGGUCGUUUCUUUCUACCGUGUCCCUCGCAGUCUUGAUCGGACUCUUCCUGGCGGUCCUCUCGCAGAGAUCGGUGCAAAUCACGGGCCUCGAGCUCGUCUUCUGGUUCUGGAGUGCCGGGUUCAUGCUGGACGAACUCGUUGGGUUCAACGAGCAGGGUUUCGCGCUCUACAUUAUGAGCUUCUGGAACAUCUUUGACCUGGGGAUCCUGGUUCUGCUCAUCGCCUACUACUGCAUGCGCGCCUAUGGCGUCUUCCUGGUUGACCCGCACCACUGGAACGACAUGGCGUACGAUGUCCUGGCCGCCAACGCCAUUCUUCUCCUGCCGCGCAUCUUUAGCAUCCUGGACCACUACCAAUACUUCUCUCAGCUCCUGAUUGCGUUCCGUCUCAUGGCCGUGGACUUGGCUGCCGUGUUUGUGCUGGUUCUCAUCAUGUGCAGCGGAUUCUAUGUCUUCUUCACCCUGUCGCAGAGCGCCAACAGCGGCGGCGACGUCGCCUACAAGAUCUUUCAGAUUCUCAUGGGCUUCACUCCCGCCGCGUGGGACGUGUGGCCGCAGUACAACUGGCUUGCUCGCAUUCUGAUGAUGAUGUUUCUCAUUAUUUGUCACUUCUUGGUCGUGACAAUUCUCAUCACCGUUUUGACCAACUCUUUCAUGACCAUAGCGUCAAAUGCCACCGAGGAACACCAGUUCUUAUUUGCAAUCAACACCAUCUCCAUGGUCAAGAAUGAUGCGCUGUUUUCGUACAUUGCUCCCAGCAACAUCUUUGCCUGGCUUCUGAUGCCCCUGCGGUACUUUAUGCCCUUGAGACACUUUGUCUGGCUCAACCGCACCAUCAUAAAGGUCACGCACUUCCCCGUCCUCUUCUUCAUCUACUUGUAUGAGAGGUUUUGGCUGGCGCCGUCCAUGUUCGAGCCCACGGACCUGGUCGAGAACCAUGGGAGAAGCCGCCCGAGAACGAUCUCGUUCCGUGACCCAGUCGAGAGGACGGCCAUGUUCAGCCCCAACGUUCGGGUGCGGGAGGAGUCUGUGGCGGGCUUCCACAAGGACCGGGCCUUGGAAGAAGUCUUUCGGCGUAUGCCCGAAGCAUCUACUCUACGAACCCAGCGGCGGAACGAGCGACGCAAGACGCAGACGGCUAUUCGCAACUGGAUGGACCAGCACGACGACGAUGGAAUGCCGCUUUCAAACUGGCCGACGGUGGAUAGCAGAGCGGUGCCGGACUGGCAGAAGCGCCUGAGCGUGGCGUGGGACCGAUCGUCGCACCGGCAGGUGUCGGAUGUCAGAUCAACAGCGAGCGAUCCCGCCGACCUGCUCUCGAACCAAGGGGCGUCGUUUGCGCGCCGCCGGUCCAACUUGGACGUCGUGAUACCGGAUUACAAGGAUCACACGGACGCGGACGGCGACGACGAGCUGGUGACGAACGACGAAGACGAGGACGAUGCUGUGACCAACGCCGACCGCAGCAACCAAUUCGAGAAGCACGGCAUCGAGGAAGAAGACUACUUCACGACACCAAUGGCGGCGCGGUCGGCCAAGCUGGCCUCGUCGCACGACUCGUCGGCCAAGGGAGUCCCCAGCCCACGCCAGGGCAACAGGCGUGGGAUGCACGGCCGCACGCUGUCAACAAAUACUAUCCUCUACAACCCAGAGGAGAUGACCCAAGCCGCCGUGCCGGCCGCCACAAAAUCACCGCCAAAGACCGCCCCAGUGAAGAAGCUCGGGCCGAGCGGCCGAGGCACCGGCGGCGCAGCGUCGCCUGUCCAGGCGAGCCGUCGGACCUCGCCUCGACGAACGGCACAGAUCCCCAGCUCGCACCCGCGUCCAAUUCUCGCACCGCCCGGUCUCUCGCAGACUGGCGGCGGCGUGAGCAGGACGGCGAUGCUCAGCCUCGACCCGCGCGACCGCCUGCGCGACGCGAGGAGACUCUCGUCGAUCGACCUAAGCGUUCUCUCAGACCAGUUCGCCCCGGAAGACGCCAAUGCCGGGAUGGCGGGGAGUUUCCAGACACAGAUGGCCAUGGCGAUGAUGAAGGACAACCGACUGCGUGCGGCGGGCGGGGUGGAUGUCGCUGACCGUGAUAGGAUGGGAAGGCUGGUUCUGGCUCGCAUGAAGACGCUGGAGGAGAGCUUCGCCGACGUCAUCAAGGAGAUGCGAGACCUCAAGAACAGCUCGACGGGCCCGCACACGACGCGCAACUCGUCGGCGGAAGAGGCUCGGGCGACGGGCAUCGACAGCGGCGACUACGACCGGUCGCGGAGGACCAAGGGCGAGGGGACGCCCAGGAGACCGCACCCGAGCCGGCCGGUCAGCCGACGGAGCAUGAAGGAAGGCAAAGUCGGCAUGGGCGCGCGGCGAGAGGCCCGGACCAAGGGCAAGGAGAUUGUCUACGCGACUACGGACGACGAAGGGGAGGUGGACGACGGCAUGGGAGCCAAGGGGAGCUCCAUGUAAUGGGAGGGGGUAAUGAUGGGGAUUGACUGCAUUGACAGGCGUUGGGGUCCGCGAAGCAUAUAUAUACCUACCAUCCCUUGAGCGGUUUGUAAGGUUUAUUGGGUGGCGAUGAGGCGUACGGUGGCGGGAAGAAUGAUUGCGCAUGUCAGGGCACGGCAUUGUUCCAGGUUGGUUGCGGCCAGGAUCGGCAAGAGUGAGAAAAGAACAAGAACCGGAUUGCAUUGCAUUGAAUGAAUUGCGCGUGUCCUUGAAGCCAGGUGCUGUUCUGUAGAAUGACACUAGGACGAGGUUCACAGUACGGAGGAAGUCGAAGUACAGAUUGAUGAUGACUUUGGAGCCUCACAAGAAUCCACAACAAGCGGCAGGC
Molecule: messenger RNA, 4282 nt
Organism: Purpureocillium takamizusanense
Lineage: Eukaryota; Fungi; Ascomycota; Sordariomycetes; Hypocreales; Ophiocordycipitaceae
Exons: 5
Coding region: 391-3915 (1174 amino acids)
Biological process (GO): monoatomic ion transport; transmembrane transport
Cellular component (GO): membrane
Molecular function (GO): monoatomic ion channel activity
Source: RefSeq, a predicted model, not a curated record